Ochotona princeps (American pika) is the source of this 3317-nucleotide messenger RNA. RefSeq names its product coiled-coil domain containing 178 (gene CCDC178). The transcript is spliced from 22 exons. The record is from RefSeq and is a predicted model, not a curated record. Lineage: Eukaryota; Metazoa; Chordata; Mammalia; Lagomorpha; Ochotonidae. The coding region runs from base 118 to 2709 and encodes 863 amino acids.
GGCUGGUCGAUUUAUGUCCGCUGCGCAACACCGCCAUCUUACCGUCUGUCCGAAAAUGCCAGUUUUGCGACUUGUAAUACAGGACUAUUUUGAAGGUUUCAAGUACUAUCAGUAACUAUGCCUGAAAAUAAAGAAAGUUCCCCUUCUCCGGCUGGAGAUGAUCAAACCAAGAUAGGUCUCACAUGUCUCGAAAUAAAGGCUCUCAGAGAGAAGAUAUGGGAAAAGACAAAUUCAGACAAUGCCAGGGUGGUUCUGUUUGGUACUCCUAAGGAAACUGUUGAAGUUAUUCAAGAGAAUAAAAUGACAAUUACUGAAGAGGUAAACAAAAGCAUAUACUUUAGCUACCCAUGUCGACGGCAUAGCUGUUCCUUAGUGAACAUCCCAGCUCCAUGUGUCAGCAAGAUUAUUUCACACAUUGAAGAUGUGGAAUCCAGAAUACAGCAGCAUUUAAAACAGCUUGAAACUUCCUUUGAUGCAUGGAGCAGAACUUCCAUGACAGACGUGAAAGAAGAUUGGAGUAUUGCCAUAUCAGAUAAAGAAGUCCAACCAGAACAAGAGAGAGAUGAAAUAUGUCCAGAAUUAAGGCAAGAAAUGGAAACUUUGCUUUCGGAAGCCAUCCAUCUUAUUAAAAGUCUAGAAAGUGACCGGGCUGAAGCUGAGGAGGCUUUGAAGCAUCAAAGGAUAAGAAAGAAAAAGGUCAGCCUAAAGAUUGAUGCUUGGUCAAUCUGGAAGCUUCAAGAACUUCCACUUGCUGUACAGAAAGAACAUGAGGCCUAUAUGAGAGAUAUUAUUGAAUUACAAUGGCAUCUUGAGGAUAAAACCCGUGAAGCAAAACAGAUAGAGAAACACAAGGUGAGAUUGGAAGAAGCCAAUGCGAGGAUUCAAGCAGACAUAGACUACCUGCUGAAUCAAAUCCCUCUUCUGGAUGCCAAGCAGAAGCUGGAAGUGGAAGCUCUGAGGGAAUGUUACCAAAAAAAAUUCGAGGUAAUGGAGCUGUGUAGAAAAAUUCAUGGAGAUCUUGAAGAAGCUUUAGAAGACUUUGAAAACACUAAGUUUAAGUCUAAGCAAUUGAAGGAAGAUUUUGAAAAAGAGAUUCAAAAGGACGAAGCAAGCAUCAACAACUACAAGAAAGAGUUAGAUAAGCUUGCCAAUCUGUUUAAUCACUACAUCAACUCAAUAAACAAUGUUAACACUGACAUUGAGGAGCACGAAGAGGCAGUGACGGAAGUAAUAAAGGAAACAAAAUCAUCAAGAAAUGAAGUAGCCAGUUUAUCCAAAGUUCUUGAUGAUUUGAAGAAAACAUUUGAUCAACAAGGCAGGAAACAAAAAAACUUUGAGCAACAGUAUCUGGAUGCACUAAAUAAAUUUUAUGCUGCGAAAAAGUCAUGGGCUGUUGAGAUUUCUAAUGUCGCCAAAGAUUAUUCGGAAAUUUCAUUAGCUUAUAUGCAAGUGAUGGAAGAAAAGAGAAGACUUGAGAUUGAUAUCGACAAUGUAACAAAUCAAAUCAGUGACAGCAUAAGAAAAAAAAUGGAGCAUGAGUCUGAAAUCCAGUCUUUGUUGAAACUGAAGUCGAAGAAUAAUGUUUAUCUCAAACAGCUCUACAUGGAGGCUUACCACAUCAGUGCUGUUUACCACCUCAUCAAACAUAAGACAGAAGAAUUGGAUGAUAAAAUAUCAGAAGUGAGAAGAAAAUUCAAGGGCAGAGAAGAUUUCUUGAAAAAGCUUAUUCGAAGUCAAGUGGCUGCUGGGAUGGUGAUGCAGAAAAGAAUGUUUUCCAUUCAAGAAUCUCAGUUGCUGGAGAGGCAGGAUCUUCUGCAAAAGAAAGCCAUAUACAGCCUAACCAUUGCAGGCAUGGAGGAACCUCUAAGUCAGAUGGAAGAGGAAGCUGAAAGAAUCAGAGCUAUCCACCAAGAUCAAACUAAUACACUGAAUGAGGUACUUGAGAAGAAAGCCAAUGUUAGAAGAAGGGUGGAAAAAACAAAGAAAAACUUGAAGAAAAGAGGGAGAAAAACUCUUGAAGCACUAACAGAAACUGAGAGUAAACGUUCAACAGUCUUUAAAGAAUUGGAGAAAGCAAAAAGUAAAACCAUUAUUUUUCAUACAAAGAUAGAUGAACUGAGUCACGAAUUAGAAAUAAAAGAAAAGGAAAAGAAGAGAUUUGAAAAGACACUGGAUAAUUUAAGGGAUGUAUUUUUAACUGCACAAUUUAAAAGGGAGCAUGCACAAGCAGUGUUUGAUCAAUUCAUGGAGGCGAAAGCGAACUGUGAGGAGAGACUCUAUGAGGAAGAGCAGAGAUUUAGAAAGCUUUUUGCCAUGAGGCAAAAUACCCUGGGAGAUAUGAAAAAAAUGCAAGAGAAGUUACUGGCAGAAAAUGUAUGUUUAACGCAAGAGUAUCAACAUAUGCAGAAGGUUUUCUUAAAAGAGAAGAACAAUUAUUUCUGCAGAUAUGAUAAGCAGCUCUCACUUGAUGCCUCACUUCGGGAUAAGAAACAGCUCUGUAUGCUGCAGAAGAGGAUGCAGGGGCUGUGGCAGGAGCACAUGAGACUGGUGGUCCUCUACAGCCAGAGGCGGCUGGCCAGCUUCCAGACCGACUCUCAGGAGACUAUUCAGAAAAUAUUAGCUGUGCAGGAUGAAUCCUCAAAUUUAAUGCAACACAUCUUAGGCUUCUUCCAGACUUUGACAGAUGGCUCCUCCGAAAACGAUGGUUAAGCAAACAACCAAAUGUACCUUGGAUGCUGAAGUAAAAGACAAGAAAAGUCAUACAGUUCAGAUAACAGUGUAAUUGGACAUUCACCUGUUUGCCAUUUCACACUUCCACGGACGAAAAACUCACUCACCUCCCAGCAUGCUUUGCCACUCUUUUACUUACAGCAAAUCCAUAACAAUGAAACAGGUGACUUUCAUGCUGCUGUCAGGAACGAUCUAAUUUCAGCUCUGGGUGACUGAUUGCAAUUGGCUUUGCCUCAUCUGAUAAUUAAUCUAUGUCACCAUUAAUUGGAAGAGAGAAUAAUUACUGGCGGUGUUGACAGUGACUGUUCGCUUCCCCAGAUUUCCCCAUCGUGUUGGCCCAAAUAAAGGCUUUGCGAUUCAGUACUUAAAGUUUGUGUAAACUGUAACAAUAUCUAAGCCCAUGUGACACUUUCAGACACUCUGCCUAAUGUACUUUUGUUUUUGUGUUUACCAAUCUUUUUUAGCUCACUGAGAGCUGUCUCUCUCAAUCACUCCUCAAUGUUCUAUCUUAAUUUUGUGGAAGUUUAAAGUUUUCAAUGAGCUGGAGAUGAAUGAUUAAUGAAUAAAUUUAAAUGCUUCAUUUUGUC